AUGGUUUGCAAACAAACUUUGGCAGAUUUUGCGUUAGGUUUAAAAAUUAGAAACAAAGUUGAAAUUAGGCAAAGUACCGUUUUUUUGGAUUUAGACCAAAAUUUUCUAGAAUUAAUUGAAUUGAUAAAACUUUUAUUAGAACCAAACGUUGAGCAACUUCUUCAGGAAAAAAAUAAUGCACAGGAAAAUAAUAAUCAUACUUUUAAACCUAUAAUCAGAUCUUGUCCUCAAAGGGCGAGAAAUAAAUCGGAAGCUAAAAAAUUAGCUGCUAUUUACGCUUUAAAUGAAAUUGAUGAUUCCAUAACUUUAGUUAAAUAA
Molecule: messenger RNA, 318 nt
Organism: Funneliformis geosporum
Lineage: Eukaryota; Fungi; Glomeromycota; Glomeromycetes; Glomerales; Glomeraceae
Source: the annotation of a GenBank genome assembly